AUGUUUCAUAAAAAAACAUUACCAAAUGCAUCAGUUGGUUUCCAAACUGGAUACAAUAUACAAGCUACACCGUAUGUUAACUCUCAACCUCCUGUAGAUGUUUAUGGUAGUGGAGGAGUUGGUGCUGGAGGAGGAGGAAGAGUCAAUAGCAAUUUUGGUUAUAACAUUGGUGUUGCACCAGCAGGUUCUUAUGAUUCUUAUCGUCCAUCUGCUCCAUCAGGAGGUGCAGGAGGACGUAUCGAUAUAGGUACAUCAAUAUCUUCGACAUCAGGGAGUUUAUUAGGCGAUGAUCACUUAGAAUAUGUCAGUGCUACUGGACAACGGAGAAGACUUACUUAUGAAGAAGUUGUUCAACUUAUAAUGAUAGUGAUAGAAAGCUCAAGAGGGCCUACUGGAAUGGGAGGAUUCACGGGGGCACCUACAGGAGGAUUUACAGGCGCACCGGCUGGAGGAUUUACAGGAGCACCUACAGGAGGAUUUACAGGAGGAUUUACAGGAGCACCUACAGGAGGAUUUACAGGAGGAUUUACAGGAGCACCUUCAGGAGGAUUCACAGGCGCACCUGCUGGAGGAUUCACAGGAGGAUCUACAGGAGGUUCAGGAGGAGUAUCUAUUGGUGCAUACACGGGAGUCUCAAGUGGAGUCCGUGCUACAAGAGCCGUUAGCUCAGGAUCUACUGAUGGAGUAUCUGCAGCAAGUUCCACUGGAAGCACACCUACAGCUGGUUCUACUUCAACAGUUUAG
Messenger RNA from Chelonus insularis, 744 nucleotides. RefSeq lists its product as uncharacterized. Lineage: Eukaryota; Metazoa; Arthropoda; Insecta; Hymenoptera; Braconidae. The record is from RefSeq and is a predicted model, not a curated record. The coding region runs from base 1 to 744 and encodes 247 amino acids. The transcript has a single exon.